Messenger RNA from Ochotona curzoniae (black-lipped pika), 4470 nucleotides. RefSeq names its product DISP complex protein LRCH3-like. Bases 19 to 2334 code for a protein of 771 amino acids. The record is from RefSeq and is a predicted model, not a curated record. NCBI's taxonomy places the organism in Eukaryota, Metazoa, Chordata, Mammalia, Lagomorpha, Ochotonidae. Gene Ontology annotation, molecular function: protein binding. The transcript has 21 exons.
AGAAGCUUCGGCUGGGAAAUGGCGGCCGCGGGCUUGGUCGCUGUGGCAGCCGCUGCCGAAUACUCUGGCCCAGCCGCUUCUGGAGGAAACCUCCCUGCUGUUAGCUGCGGUCCAAACUCUGGGGCGGCCUCUGGUCCCGGCCCGGGCUCAUGGAGCCGCUCCCUGGAUCGAGCGCUGGAGGAGGCGGCGGUCACCGGGGUGCUGAGCCUGAGUGGCCGGAAACUGAGGGAGUUUCCCCGCGGAGCGGCCAACCACGACCUGACGGACACCACCCGGGCCGACCUGUCAAGAAAUCGCCUCUCAGAGAUUCCUAUAGAAGCCUGUCACUUUGUUUCUCUUGAAAAUCUCAACUUGUACCAAAAUUGUAUUCGGUAUAUUCCAGAGGCAAUACUAAAUCUACAAGCUCUAACAUUUUUAAAUAUUAGUCGAAACCAGCUGUCAACAUUGCCAGUGCACUUGUGUAAUUUACCAUUGAAAGUCUUAAUUGCUAGUAAUAACAAAUUGGUCUCCCUUCCAGAAGAAAUUGGACAACUCAGAUAUUUGACAGAACUUGACGUAAGCUGCAAUGAAAUUCAAACUAUACCUUCCCAAAUUGGUAAUCUGGAGGCCUUGAGAGACCUUAAUGUAAGAAGAAAUCAUUUAGUACGUUUGCCUGAAGAACUGGCAGAGUUGCCUUUGAUACGGUUGGACUUCUCGUGCAAUAAAAUUACAACAAUCCCUGUGUGUUACCGGAACCUGCGGCAUCUGCAGAUGAUAACCCUAGACAACAAUCCACUGCAGUCGCCUCCUGCACAGAUAUGUAUAAAAGGCAAAAUCCACAUCUUUAAGUACCUGAAUAUACAAGCUUGUAAGAUUGCUCCUGAUCUACCUGAUUAUGAUAGGAGACCCUUGGGUUUUGGCUCCUGCCAUGAAGAAUUGUACUCAAGUCACUCAUACGGAGCUCUAGAUUCCGGGUUCAACAGUGUGGACAGUGGUGAUAAAAGAUGGUCAGGGAAUGAACCUACAGAUGAAUUUUCAGACCUGCCUCUUCGAGUAGCAGAGAUUACUAAAGAGCAGAGGCUAAGAAGAGAAAGCCAGUACCAGGAGAAUCAUAGCAGCUUGGUAGUAACAAAUGGUGGAGUGGAGCAUGAUCUGGAUCAGAUUGACUACAUUGACAGCUGUGCUGCAGAGGAAGAGGAGGGUGAGGUGAGACAGCCCAAGGGCCUGGACUCAGACAGCCUCAGUUCACAGUUCAUGGCAUAUAUCGAACAACGGCGUAUCUCUCAUGAGGGUUCACCAAUAAAACCAGUAGCAAUUAGGGAGCUUCAAAAAACAGAAGACGUAAGAAGAUACUCAUAUCAAAACAGGGUUCCAGUUGAUCCAUCUUCUCUGUUGGCAUUGUCACCAAGUCACAAUCAGCUGUCACAUGCAGACUUGGAACUUGAGCGGCGAAGAGAGCAGCUGGUAGAGCGUACUCGGAGGGAGGCACAGCGCGCAGCCCUGCAGUAUGAAGAGGAGAAAAUAAGAACCAAGCAGAUUCAGAGAGAUGCUGUCCUGGACUUUGUCAAGCAAAAGGCAUCACGAAGUCCACAGAAGCAGCAGCCAGCCUUAGAUGGGGAGUGUCCCUUCCCAUCCAGAAGGUCUCAACACACUGAUGAUAGUGCCUUGUUAGUGUCGCUGUCAGAUUUGAAUCAAGUGAGCUGCGCUGCUGGCGCCCUGUCCCAUUCUUCAGCCUUCACCCCUCUUAAGAUUGAUGGCAGAUCUAGUGCUAUUUCAAGUUCACCUACAACAGAAACAGUUCAUCAUUCCUCUGCAUAUCCUUUUCCUGCUGCUGGCCAGAGAAAUCCACCCCCACGCCCUGAAAGCUUCCUUUUCCGAGCACCUGGCAGGGCAGAAGCAAACCAAGGUCGUGCUUCACCCCUUCUUCCAUCCUCUGUACUUGCCACUGAUUCUGCAGAUCCCAUAACGAGACAGAGAGAGGAAGAGCUGAAGUUAAUUGAGCAACUUCGGAAACAUAUUGAGUACCGGUUGAAAGUAUCCCUGCCAUGUGAUCUUGGAGCAGCUCUGACCGAUGGUGUUGUCCUUUGUCAUUUGGCCAACCACGUGCGGCCUCGAUCUGUCCCCAGCAUUCACGUUCCGUCACCAGCUGUACCUAAAUUAACAAUGGCAAAAUGCAGGCGAAAUGUAGAGAAUUUCCUAGAAGCUUGCAGAAAAAUUGGUGUACCUCAGGAGCAAUUAUGUUUGCCUCUCCACAUUUUAGAAGAGAAAGGGCUGAGCCAGGUGGCAGUGACAGUCCAGGCUCUCCUGGAACUCGCCCCGCCCAAGCAUCAGCAGCACCCAUUAUCUGCUGUGUAAGGACUCCGGGACCUUGGCAUCGGCCUGGCCAAAACCAGGAACGGGACGUUGCGGUUGCUGCUGCCAGCUGCCUGCUUAAACAAAGCUAUUACGUGUUCUUAGGAGGGACUGUUUCCAUGAUUCCUAACAGGAAUAUUUGACUUCAUUUCUCCAUUUUAGGGGAGGUUAUAUCCAUUUGCAUUGAAUAGUUUUAGGAAGACCAUUUGGUUUUUCUCCCAUGAAACUUGUGUCAUGACCGAGAACCCAACGUGGAAGCCCAGAGUGGCCAUGCCUUGCUGGAGAACAAGAUGCCGCGCUUGCUGCGAGGCUCAGCCACUCUGCUGUCUACACAGGCCGGUGAGCUGGGUUCCACGGGUUUGUAAAGCUGGCUGUUCGUUCAACUCUCCUGGAGUUAACAGAUCCUCAAUCAGCAGGUCUGGGUAGGGCUUGGGCCUUGGCAUUCUCAGCUGACAUUCCAGCUGUUUCCUGCAAUGGGAACCACUAUUUGAAGUCAGAUGUUGCUGUGGUUUAAUGGAGGUGAGGGAAUAAUUUAUUUACUGUAGUCAAGAGCAACAUUCAAAAUGAGCAGCUAUGUAAUAAAAACUUGGGUUAUUCUGUCAAGGGCAAAACAAAAAUAAUAUAAAAGGCCUAUAUUUCCCGGAAGGAGAGGAAAAAACAACCCUAAGAGAGUUGUAUUUAGGCCAAUGUUCAGGCCUGGCCAUUCUGGUCCACCACUGAGUGUUCAUAUCUUGAGGACGGGGCCCAGUGUAGCCACCUAGUUAAACAACAGCAUCCUCCUCAGAUUGCGAGUUCUUAGAGUACCAUGGGCUCUGAGCCAGCUCUGCCCUGCUGUUCCUGGGGCCCAUGAACCUGCAACCACAUUCCAGGCACCACAGGGACAGGUCCAGUUCGUACCACCAAGGAAAGUUAUGAAAACAGAGUAAAAAGGAAGAAACCCAAAGUCAAGUUUCCUAUCCUUCUUUCAAGUAACUAAGAGCACUUACAAACGCCUUCCUGUCCUUGGGUCUAGCCCCUCCUCUGGUUCCACCACUGUACCCUCUGUUCUCAGCUGAAGGUGGGAGAGAAGGGGCCAAGGGCUGGCAGAGCACAUUCUUGAGCCUCUGUUCAAGCUUCCCCUUGUCCUUUAACACCGCUCCCCCACUUCAGUUGUCAGCCCACAAGUCACCUUGGUCCUUUUCUCUAGUUGUUAACUGUUUUGGAUUUUCUUUAUCAGUGCAUGUAUUUGAACAUGAUGUUAUCCAUCUAUUUAGCAUGUGAAUGUAGCACCGAAAAGUAGCUUUGGUUCCUGAGAGGAACCUGUUCAGUAGCACAUUACCACUUGCUGCAGACUUAGCAUCAUGUCACAUGGAGCAUCCGAGAGCAAAGCCCAGGCCUGCAAGCUGUGCACAGGACCCAGGUGGAGGGCCUCGGAGCCCUUAGAGCUGGGCCCGGUGUGUUUCCAGUUGCAGUCAGACCCUCUGACCACGGAACUCACCUAACCUAGCAUUGAAGCUUUAGUGGUUUUAAUGUAGGUGUUUUUCCUUCCAGUCAACAUUAAGCCUCAGUACAAUCUCCAAAUUAUAGGGCACCACUGGAAAUGAGGCUUGGCAGAGAAGACUGGGCUGUCUUUAACAUUGUGCAAGGAAUGGCUCCAGAAGAAAUUACAUAAUGCAACGUUUAUAACAGCUUUCCAUAUAAAUAAGUGGAAAUAUCAGCAUUUCCAGUUUUACACAUAACAAGAAACCUUAAUUAUUUUUAUUGAACUAAUUCAAAUUUGCAUUUGAACUGUUAGAAAAGCUUGUGUGGUUUUGGUCACGAAAGUAUCAACUGUACUGAGUUUCUGUGUCAUGAUACAAAAAUCAGUGUUUUUGUUAGAACAUUUCUAUAUUCAGUGUUUUGUGUGCACUUUUUUUGAUUGGAAAGAACAACUCAGUUUCACAUGUAGCCUUGGUAGACUCCACUGACAGGUGAAGCUGUCCUGGUCGCAGCCCCCGCUGAGCCUGCCAGCCGGGACAGGAGGAGGCUGAGAACCUACCAUGGGUAGCCCCGCUCCUCUCCAGGACCACCACAAACCCACGUUCCCUCCUAGCACCCACGUCUGGAACCAGCUCCUGGGAACAGAGGGCUUUUGUGUGUGGCUCCUAGACAGAGUACAGA